This is a messenger RNA of Clupea harengus (Atlantic herring), 4253 nucleotides long. Its product is annotated as titin. The transcript has 6 exons. The record is from RefSeq and is a predicted model, not a curated record. Bases 590 to 4150 code for a protein of 1186 amino acids. Lineage: Eukaryota; Metazoa; Chordata; Actinopteri; Clupeiformes; Clupeidae.
AAUAGUGAGUUUUCACUGAUGUCAAACUCUAGGACUGUAGUAGAAAAAAAAACGAUAAACAAAGUUUCCCCAGCUACAGACUCAAAUGAUAAUUAUUAUUGUUGGAUGAUUUAAAGGAAUAUUGUGAGUGUAUUUAAAGGAAUAGAGAGAUAGAUAGAUCAAGAGAGAAAGGUAGGGAGAGAGGGAGGGACAGAGAGUUGAGCAUGGGCGAGAGAGGGUGACUCUUGGGGCCAGAGGGUGAGUUGGAAGGCGUGCCUUGAUCUUUAAAGCGAUCAGCCUUGGCCCAGCAACCUCCUCCCCCCUGGAGCGGAUUUAUCAAGGCAAGUCAUGUGGGGAUCAGGGUCCAAAAUGCACCAUAAUCCUCCGUAGAAGACGGGGGGUGAUGAGGGUGGCAGAGAGCGAGGGAGAGGGAGAGAGAAGAACCAGUUACCGCUUGGCUUGUAAGAAACCAGGGCAGUUACGAGUUGAACAGUAGAAACUGGAGUGUUAAGCACCCUGUUGCUGUGCUGGUUGUUCUCUUGUUGAAUACAGCUCCCAGUGCUUUGCGGUGCUUUUUUGCUCUGUGGCGUACUCCAGCCUCUCUUUCAACAUGGCGCAAGCUAAAGCUGAAACGGCGCCUUCAAACUCAAUCUCGGAGUUUUCAACGAAUGGAGCACUGAUCCACGAGGGAUCGACUUUGGAAAUGGACAAGCCACAGAAUAGUGGUGAGGACGAGGAAGAGGAGGAGGAGGAGGAGGUGGAAUUGGCUGAGGAAGUGGAUGAAGAAAUGAUGAGCGAGGACACGACUGAAGGAGAUCCAAACUCCAUCAAUGGAAUUCCAGCUGCUAUUGGGCCACAAGAAACAGUGAAAGAGUUGGACAAGCCGGCGAAGGAAUCACAGAAGGAGCGUGACAAAGUAGAUGUCGAAACAAAAGCAGGGAGUGUGGGACAAUUGGGUCAAGACAAAGAGACCAGUGCUGAAGAGUCCCCAGAAACACCUGAAAAGGAUCCUCCAGAUCAAACAGGCCUUUCCGCAACAGAACCAGAACCAUCACCACAAUCAGAACCAGCCAGAGAGCCAGAGUUAACACAAGAACUUGAGCCAACACCUGAAGAGACACAGGUGUUGGCUCAAGUACAUUAUACAUUAUGCGAGCAAGAAAAGAGAGUUGAACUGGAGCACCAGUCGCAGGAGGGAUUGCAGGAGAAAGACACGGAGGAGCCACUGGAGCAGGAGGUAGAGGUUGAAAAGCCUGAACCACUUGCAGAUGAACAGAGAAAGGAGGGAGAAGAGGAGAACCAGCCGGUUGGAAUCGAAGAAUCUACAAAUGAGGCAAGUUCUGUGUGCACAGAUACUGAAGUGGUAGAGAAGAAUGGAGAAAAAGUUCAGGAAGAAGAGGAAGUUAUAUUGGAUGUUGUUGAACAUAUAAAAGACAUGCAGGAUGUGGUGCAGGAUAAAGAGUUUAAACGGGCAAAAGAGCAAUCAACUGAAGCCAUUGUUGAACAGUUGGCAAAGGGUGAAUUGGCAGCCGUACCGGAGGGAGAAACACAGCCAACCGGAGUGACCAAUGAUGAGGUGGCACAGGUUGAUGUUGUGCAGCCAGCAGAAACCGAGCUAAUCCCUUCAACAGAGGGGGAAACAAAGACAGGCCCAGAGGCCACAGGACCCACUGGUAAAAAUGACGAAUUUGUGCAAGACCAGGUGGCAGCUACAAAGGAGUCAGAGGAGGAUGAGCCUGACAUGGUUGUUGAGGCAACAGAAAUGGAUGAAAGUCUGGAAAUAGAGGAAAGAGAGGAAGAGGAGAGUAGCCCAGAAACAGACAAAGGAGUGCCCCCACAGCACACUGAUGCUGAGGAACCAGAGGUGCCUGAAACUACUCCAGUACCACACAAGCCACUGCCAGCAUCAGAUGUACCGGAACCAGCGGUGCCUGAAACUACUCCAGUACCAACAGAGCAGCUGGAAACACCAGACGCACAAGAACCAGAGGCACCUAUCUCCACAUCACCACCACCAGAGCAGGAGCCAAACCCUGCCACUGAGUACACAGAGGAUCAUGUAGAAAAGAAAGAAGUAGAAGUUGUGACAGAAGAGAGUGGCAGUACGGGACUUGAGUUACUGGAGGAGGUAGAGAUAUGUUGGGAGGUGGAGGAGGUAGAGCAGGAGGUAACUGUGAAGACGACUGAAAAUGAGCUUGUGGAGAAAGUAGAAUAUGUGGCAACUGCACAGAUUACUAAUGAAGAGCCCGUGGAGAGAGUUGAGCAGGAGGAAAAUAUAAAGACAAAUAAAGAUGAAACCUCGCAGAAAGUAGAGAAGGAAGACACUAUCAAGACAGCAGAGGAAGCGCCUGAGCAAAGAGUAGAGGAGGAAGAAACUAUCAAGACAGCAGAGGAAGUGCCUAAGCAGAGAGUAGAGGAGGAAGAAACUAUCAAGACAGCAGAGGAAGUGCCUAAGCAGAGAGUAGAGGAGGAAGAGACUGUAAAGACAAGCGAAGAAGAAUGUAUGGGAGAGGAAGAGGUGCACACUGACAUCUCAGAGCAACCCCAGUCAGAGCAGCAGCCGUCGGUUACUGAAGAGGAUCAGGCAGGGGCUUUAGCAGAGGGGGCGGUUAGAGAAGUGGAAGAGCCCAAGCAGGCCAGCCCUGAGGAUUUGCCAGCUUCAGUGGAGGGAGGACAGCAGGAGGUGGAAGGGCCUAAAGAGGUUACACGGGAUGAGCCUGCCCCUGCAGAGAGGGCGGCGGAGGAGGGGGGAGGGAGCAGAGAGGAGAUAGAGCAGCCAAUCAGGGUCAUGGCAGGUGAGCAGGCAACUACAGAGGGAGGUGUGGACAAGAAAGAAGAACCAGCGCAGGCCGCUGACAAGCAGCCCACAGUGGAUUUAGAGGAGGUAGGGAGGAGAAAGAUAGAAGAGCUGAAGAGAGCCAUCCUGAAGGCGAAGGGAGAGUCAAGGAGGAGGAGCCAGUUGACGGAGCUGCCACAGGAAGACACUGUGCCCUCGUGGGUGCGUGCGAGACGCAAGUCAGAGGAUCACGAGCAUACGGGCGUCCCAACUGAAGUAAAUAUAACAACCACAGAUUUAGCCACAGCCCCUGCCUCAGCAUCAGCAACAGCUCCAGCUCCAGCUCCACCACCACCACCACCACCAGCAGUGUCAGCACCAGCACCAGUCACUACAACGACAGCCACAGCCUCAUCCAUAACCUCCACUACCACCACUAGCAUCCCCUUCAGAGAGAAGCAGGUCAGGUUUGAGAACGGGUUGCCAAGGCCAGAGAUUGCUGUCCUGACCAUCAGAAGGUCUACCCUGAAGCUGAGACAGGAGGCAAACCAGAACGUGACAGAGAAGGAGAAACACAAGAAGAGGGAGACAGAAGAAGAGAAGGAGGCGCCCAAGAAGACAGUCGGGAUGGAGAGUUCAGCACCACAGGAGGAUGAGCAGGACUUCAGUCCAGAUCCCCAGGACUAUGAGAUCUCCCUCUAUGUCAAGGCAGGCAGUGAUGGUGAGAGUAUUGGAAACUGUCCAUUCUCCCAGAGGCUGUUUAUGAUCCUGUGGCUUAAGGGAGUCAUUUUCAACGUCACCACUGUUGACCUCAAGAGGAAACCAGCUGACCUGCAGGACCUCGCGCCAGGCACUAACCCACCAUUCAUGACCUUCAACGGGGAGGUCAAGGUCGACGUGAACAAAAUCGAGGAGUUCCUGGAGGAGAAGCUCAUACCACCUCGGUACCCUAGACUGGCUGCUAAACACCCAGAGUCCAACACAGCUGGGAUCGACGUCUUUGCCAAGUUCUCUGCCUACAUCAAGAACCCACGCAAAGAUGCCAACAAUGGCCUGGAGAAGGCUCUCCUGAAGUCGCUGAAGCGUCUGGAUGAGUUUUUGCAGACGCCUAUGCCAGAGGAGGUGGAUGCCAACAGCACAGAGGAGGCCGGAGAGUCCACACGCAGCUUCCUGGAUGGGCCUGACCUCACCCUCGCAGACUGCAACCUACUGCCCAAACUACACAUCAUCAAGGUGGUGGCCAAGAAGUACCGCAGCUUUGAGAUCCCGGCCGACAUGACGGGCGUGUGGCGCUACUUGAACCAAGCCUACGAGAGGGAGGAGUUCAUCAACACCUGCCCUGCCGAACGGGAAAUUGAGUUUGCCUAUCUGGAUGUCGCCAAGAAGAUUAAGUAGAUGGAGACAAGAGAAUAUAGAAUAGAGAGUAAAAGCAAAAGAGCUCAGUGCAUUUGUCUUUAACCUGUGUGUGUGUGUGUGUGUGUGUGUGUGUGUGUGUGUG